This is a messenger RNA of Limulus polyphemus (Atlantic horseshoe crab), 2448 nucleotides long. Its product is annotated as RNA-binding protein 8A-like. Gene Ontology annotation, molecular function: mRNA binding. NCBI's taxonomy places the organism in Eukaryota, Metazoa, Arthropoda, Merostomata, Xiphosura, Limulidae. Gene Ontology annotation, cellular component: exon-exon junction complex; cytoplasm; nucleus. Gene Ontology annotation, biological process: RNA splicing. The transcript is spliced from 6 exons. The record is from RefSeq and is a predicted model, not a curated record. The coding region runs from base 43 to 537 and encodes 164 amino acids.
GAAAGGUAUUAUACCAGUUUAUUGGUGUUAACAAGAAAAAAGAUGGCGGACGUGUUAGACUUGGACGGUGGUGGGGAAGAUUUUGAAGUAGACGAAGAAGGAGAUCAAAGUGUGCAGAAGUUGAAAGAGAGAGCCAAAAGGCGAAAAGGACGAGGCUUUGGAUCAGAUGGAACUGCCAGAGAAGAUAUUCGAAAUUAUGAAGCAAUGGAAACAGAUGACAAUGAUGAACCUGGACCUCAACGUUCUGUGGAAGGCUGGAUAUUGUUUGUUACUGGAGUUCAUGAAGAAGCACAGGAAGAUGAUAUUUAUGAUAAAUUUGCAGAAUAUGGAGAAAUAAAGAACAUUCACUUAAACCUAGACAGGCGUACAGGUUUUCUAAAGGGAUAUGCACUUGUAGAAUAUGAAACAUUUAAAGAGGCUAAUGCAGCGAUAGAAGCAAUGAAUGGGUCAGAUAUGCUUGGACAGACUAUCAGUGUAGAUUGGUGUUUUGUUAAAGGACCAACUAAAAAGAAACGUAGCCACAGAAGACGUCAUUGAAAGUUUGUUGUACUUGUUGUUUUCUUUUAUAUGUAAUUACACUUUUUGUUAUAAUAUUCAUAAAGAAUAAAAUAUCACUGAUACUUUUCAAGUACUUGCUAAUAUGUAUUGAAACCCUAUUUUUAACAUACGUACAUACAGAGAUUAAAUGUUUGAAAUUGUGAAGUUGAAUGAACAUUUCUUGUGCAUUUUAAAAUAGCUUCCCCAUAUUAUAAUAACCUGGCAAUUUAUUUUCUUAUAACUAUGUUAAUAUUCACUCUUCUAUCAUACUUUCAUUAAUUCAAUAUCUGUAACAAAAGGUAAAGUUACUUCUUUACAGAAAAUGUUUCACGUUAUUAAUAUAUGUUUGAACAUCAUAAACUUUGACAUUACACUUCUUGGCUUGAUUUUGGAAGAUUAAGUUCAUCCAAGUAAUUUUCAAUUUUUUUUCUUAAAUGAUGAGAAUGCUCAAUAAAAGUAUCACACUGAACUAUUAAGUAUCAGUUCAUACACUAACUGUACUAAGUGAAAAUGUUGUGCAUUAAAAAUGUCCACUGCAGAUUUCUCUAUGUCAUUUUAUUUGUUCUACAAUAUGUCUACCAAUUACAAUUGUUAACUGAUGUAUGUCAUCUGGUUGCAAUCCUACAUCCACAUGCCACAGUCCGUAGUUGACAAUAUGCAGAUUUACAAGUAUUUCCAUAAUAACUUGAUGUGUAAUCUCAAAUUUCUAAAGAUACUCUGUUUUUAAUUAAUGCAGUUACUUUAUUAAGUUCCUUGAAUGAUAUAAAUAAAUAGAAGUACAAUAUAUUGUUACAUAAUUUGGUUCAAAAAAAUGUGUUAAAAAUAGAUGUUUCAACUUUUUAGUACAUACUUCCAGUUACUAGUUAUAUGGUGAACUAACUGGGAGUAACAAAUACAUAAUUUUCUGCAAUUUUAGUUAACGUCAGAGUAUUGUACCUAUAGUUGUUUCGUAAGAAUUAAACAUCCAUAACAACAUAUAUUAUUAUUUUCAUAUACAUUUGGUUAGUUAUUUUAAACUUUUCAAAAUUAUAAGGGUAUUAGGAUGUAGACACUUUUGAUCUUGUAAUCAGUUUUGUUAGAAUAUGGGGCAUAUUUGUUUCAUUGUUCGUUAAAUAGUAGGUUACAAAAUUACAGGAUUACAUACACUUUAAGUUAGUCAAAAAAAACUAUUGCAAUAACACUAGAUCUCAAACAGUGCUAUAAAAGUGAAGGUUCUGCAAAGAAUGAUUUCAUAAUAUGCUCAUUUUUAACAUGCCAGAAUACAUAUGCAUUAUUUAACUUAUACUUUUGAUCCUUGAUUAUUACAGCAAUAACAAACUGAAUGUAUAUGAUUGGAUGAUUAUGUAGAAUGCACUUUGAAAGUGUGAUAUUUCUUUAAUUAGAAUAAUAGUAUUUAUAGGCAUUCACUUCAUAAUAGUUUGUACUACUGAAGCAUUUCUUAUAAGGACUUGGAACAGGCAUUAACUCUUCUAGAGCCGGGACUCUCAAUUAUGGUAUGUGUAAUGCUGAUGGUCCGUGGAACUAAUGUCAGUGGUACAAGAUGAAAUCAAUGUAAAAAAUUAUAAAAUUUGUAAUAAGCCCAAUUUUAGCUUACUACAUAUACGCACUACCCUCCUCACAUCUAGACUCACUUUCCAGUGUUUUUUCUUCCCUUCAAAUUGAUAAAACUCUCACUAUAUAUUCAGUGUGCCAGAUAAAACAUUCACAUCUCCAUUAAUAGGUAAGUGUUAAAAAUACAAAUUUUUGCUAGUACGUACUUUUUUUUUUUUGAAAGUAUGAGAACCACUGGUCUAGAGGCUUGUUGACACUGACACAAGAACUGAUUAUUAUUGGAAGUGUGUACAUUAAAAAUUUUAAUUAUAUUGCUUGUACACUGUAUUAACCUAAAAAUAAAAUUCAGUUGCAAAACAA